Molecule: messenger RNA, 1540 nt
Organism: Quercus lobata
Lineage: Eukaryota; Viridiplantae; Streptophyta; Magnoliopsida; Fagales; Fagaceae
Product: acyl-CoA-binding domain-containing protein 3
Exons: 5
Coding region: 200-1249 (349 amino acids)
Biological process (GO): fatty acid metabolic process
Molecular function (GO): fatty-acyl-CoA binding
Source: RefSeq, a predicted model, not a curated record
GCUCGAAUAUGCUUUGCUCUUCUCUGCAAAUAUCCUUUCCUCUCUCUCUCUGUUUCUCCUCCACCUUUUCCUUUCUUCCUUUCUUCAUCGUUAUAUUUUCCAUUGUAUAACUCUUUGAUUGACAACGCACUUUCUUUUCAGUCUCAACAUAUCUCUGACUCUCUCUCUGUUUGUUAUCUUUCUUCGGAGUUUGAACCCCAUGGAGCUAGUGCAGGAGCUCUUGGUUACAGCCUCUCUCACUCUCAUCCUCUCUCUCGUCGUAGCUAAGCUCGUUUCCAUGGCUAUGUCUGGUGGCUCUGAUCACGACUCGCCGGCGAAAUCGACUCCAAAUGUUGCUCAAGAGAUUGUCAUGGAGGAUAUUCAGUUCUCGACUGUUCAGAGUUUCCAAAGCGAGACGAAGCUCCAUGAAUCCCUCGAAGAACAGGUCGAAGAAUUCAAAGCUGAACGACCUCUUCACCUUCAGUCCGAGGAGAUCGUGGAAAUUCAGACAGUUUCUGGUGAUCAAAUUCCUGAACUGCUGGAAAAGUCACCGGAGCGAGUUUUGGAAGAAGAGCCUCAGGUCGUUGAAUUGCCGGAGAAGUUAACGGAGGUAGAGAUCGUAAAAGAGAGCUUGGAGAAGAAAGAGGAGGUUGAAGAAUCGUUAACGGAGAAGGAAGUAGUUGCAGAAAUUUCUGAGGAGACGAGGUUUGAUUGUAGCGAAGAGGAAGAUGAUUGGGAAGGAAUAGAGAGGAGCGAGUUGGAAAAAGCUUUUGCGACGGCAGCAAAGUUCGUCGUGGAAUCAGGGGACAAGGAAGAUAGGUUGGUGAAUGUAGGGAGUGAUGUGCAAUUGGAAUUGUAUGGGCUUCACAAAGUUGCUACCGAAGGUCCUUGUCGUGAAUCUCAGCCUAUGCCUCUCAAGCUCUCUGCUCGCGCCAAGUGGAAUGCUUGGCAAAAGCUGGGGAACAUGAGUCCAGAGGUGGCAAUGGAGCAGUAUAUCGACCUUCUCUCAGAUAGAGUUCCUGGGUGGACAGAAGACAAAUUUGCUGGAGGCAUUAAAGCUGAUUCCUCAGAAGCAGUAGUAUCCAGUACUGUUGCUGAAUCGUCAGAAGCUGAAAUAUCCAGUAAAGUUGCUCCUGAUGCUAGCACAUUUUCACAGCAUCAACCUAAUUAUACAGAUUAUAUAGAUGAGAGGAAACCAGAACAGAAGAGUGGAGCUGAGGAAGCUGAUCAGACUGGAGGCUCAAACUUGGAGGACAAGGCGAAAGAAUGAAAGAAUUGCUCUGUUUAUUGAUCUCCCCAACCACAGGGGCUAUUCUCCUGGAUUUGCUUGACUAGCAGCAGGACUGAUUCUUAUCACCAAGUUUAAAUGUGCUACAAGUAUAAGAACUUCUUGUGCUGUUUAUACUAUCAUUUAAUCUGUCCUAAGAUCAUCAUGAUGUUGUGUUGUAAAAACUUGCUAUGUAUGUAUUGUGAAUAUGGGUGUGAAUAAUAUAUAAUUCAGCUGCGAAUCCCAAAAUUUAUUACCUGGCGGUUCAAGAUAAUAUAUUGAUUUUACGUGGAA